Dryobates pubescens (Downy woodpecker) is the source of this 2714-nucleotide messenger RNA. It is a transcript of the gene DNAJB5, whose product is annotated as DnaJ heat shock protein family (Hsp40) member B5. Gene Ontology annotation, biological process: negative regulation of transcription by RNA polymerase II. Gene Ontology annotation, cellular component: cytosol. The transcript is spliced from 4 exons. The record is from RefSeq and is a predicted model, not a curated record. NCBI's taxonomy places the organism in Eukaryota, Metazoa, Chordata, Aves, Piciformes, Picidae. The coding region runs from base 275 to 1318 and encodes 347 amino acids. Gene Ontology annotation, molecular function: protein-folding chaperone binding.
UGGCCUGACGUUAGCUGUGGCGUAGACCCUAUAAUAACGGCGUGCCCUGCUCGGGUUCUUCCUCUCCCCAACCGCCUCAGAGAUGAGUCCCCCUGUCCCCGCCGUGGGGCUUGAAGGUGUAAAACCGGAGCCGGGCAACAUCCUGGCGCCGGGGCUCUGACCUCCGGUGGGAAGCGUGGACUUGCGGUGGCUGCGGUGCUGCUGGCCGGUGGGACGCGGGGAAGGUCGUCUGCGUGAUAAGAAUAAGUACUCGCCUCCCGGCAGCGUCGCCGUCAUGGGGAAGGACUACUACAAGAUUUUGGGCAUCCAGACUGGUGCCAAUGAGGAUGAAAUCAAGAAAGCCUAUCGGAAAAUGGCCCUGAAGUAUCACCCUGACAAGAACAAAGAUCCCAACGCUGAGGAGAAGUUCAAGGAAAUUGCAGAGGCUUAUGAUGUUCUGAGUGACCCCAAGAAGCGAGCUGUUUAUGACCAGUAUGGGGAGGAAGGUCUCAAAACCGGAGGUGGCUCUUCAGGUGGCUCAGGGAACACUUUCCACUACACCUUCCAUGGAGACCCCCAUGCCACAUUUGCAUCCUUCUUUGGAGGCUCCAACCCUUUUGACAUCUUCUUCUCUACCAGCCGCUCCCGCAUGUUCAAUGGUUUUGACCAAGAGGAUGCAGAUACCAAUGACGACGACGACCCUUUCAGUGCCUUCAGCCGGUUCGGCUUCAGUGGCAUUAACGGCAUUCACCGGAGGCACCAAGAGUCCCUGCACACACGGAGGAAGAUUCAAGAUCCACCCAUCAUCCAUGAGCUCAAAGUGUCCCUGGAAGAGAUCUACCAUGGCUCCACCAAGAGGAUGAAGAUCACGCGCAGAAGGCUCAACGCUGAUGGCCGGACCACGCGGACUGAGGACAAGAUCCUAAACAUUGUCAUCAAACGGGGCUGGAAGGAGGGAACCAAAAUCACAUUCCCUAAAGAAGGGGACGCCACUCCAGACAACAUCCCUGCUGACAUCGUCUUCAUCCUCAAGGACAAGCCUCACUCGCAUUUCAAGAGGGAUGGGACGAAUGUGAUCUACACAGCAAACAUCAGUCUUAAAGAGGCCUUGUGCGGCUGCACCGUGAACAUUCCCACCAUCGACGGGCGGGUGAUCCCCCUUCCCUGCAGCGACAUCAUCAAGCCAGGAACAGUGAAGAGACUUCGUGGGGAGGGUCUGCCCUUCCCAAAGGCCCCCUUCCAGCGAGGAGACUUGAUUGUGGAGUUCAAAAUCCGCUUCCCUGACAGGAUCGCUCCCCAGACAAGACUGAUCCUCAAGCAGCACCUCCCAUGUUCCUAGAGCCUGGGAACACUCCUUCAAGCAGCAAUACUCUAAACGCAUGUGCCACCGCACCUUGACCCGCCUGGAGCAGAGGUGCCACAGCACUUUUAAAUGCAAAAAAAGCUCCAACAUUCACACCACUUCCCUUCACCCAAACAAACACCCAACCCACCUCCUGCCCAUCCCUCCCCCGGCAUCCUUCUCUCCCCACAUCCAUCGCUCUUGGCCUGUUUUCUACUCUAGCAGCAGAGAGGCUCCUGCCCAUCACGGCUCUCUUGGCUGCCAAACUUGUAGUUUUUUCCCCAGAGGUCCAGCUUUUCCACCUCUCACACGUGAGCAGUGUGGGCCCUUUGCCCAGGGAGAUGCACCACAGUGUGGGUUUUUUUACGUCACCUGCUUCUCAGGCCAUUUCUCUCACAAGAGGCUGGGCCUGCUGGGGUCUGGCAGUGUAAAUAGGACUCCGCGGGAUCUGGCACCCCCAGUGUUGAUUUUUCACUUCCCCACUUUGAUACUUGCUGCUGUUUGGGGUCCCGGCUGUACCACAGCGCUGAUCGCUCCUGCCUGUGGUUAGCCCCCCUGUAGCUGGACUGUUUCUCACCUGGGACCACGGUACCGAGUCCGGCCAUGGUCCACUCUCCUGUGCCAAGCUUACAACCGAGCCUCGGCUGUGCCAAGAGACAGAGCACGUGGGGACGGUCCCAUCCAGCUUCCUGCCUCUGCCCAGGGCUGUCCCCUGUGCCUGUGGGCGGCGCCUGCCUGCAGCCGCUGCCCACAGGGAUGGGGGGAAAGCCCGGGGUGGAGCUUCCUUGUUCAGAUGUGUUGAGUUUGCAUUGCUGCUUUCUUUUUCAAUACGUAUAUAUAGAGCUCGUUAGAUAACUCUGUAAGGGUUUUUCCCUCUGCCCGUUUCGGGAUAACUGGCGUGUUGCACCUUGACUUUUCUAUUGGGGAUGGUUCAGUCACAUGAACAUCAAACCCCUGUGAUAGGGGGUGUGUAGCACAAGUCUGGGUGCAAGCGCAGAGCCAAACGUGAGCAGAGCUGUGGGUUUCACUAGCAUUUGAGGUCAGCCUUCGGGAUUUAAUAAGAAGACAGGUGUGUGUGUGUGUGUGUAUAUAUUUUUCUACAGGGACAAUUAAUUCAGGAGGUAUUUCUGGCCAUCAGGGUGGAGCUGGGAGGCACCAGAGGCAAUCUACUUGGUGGCUUCAUUUUCAAAUGCUGUAUUUUUUUAAAACCUUCGGAAUUUCCAUCGGAAGAAUUUUUAUAUUUCCUAACUUUCUCAGCCCACCCUGCCUCGUGAGAGUUCUUUUUAAAUCAGAAAGGCUCCUACGGAGCAGGAGGCGCGUUUGACCUGGCUUUGCACAGCUCUGCCACCACGGCACCCCUCAGAAAAACCUCUGCCAAGAUACUCCCCCCGCU